AUGCUGGGCUGAGCCUACGGGCUCGCUCAGUGGGAGUGCGCUGCGGGCCGGGCCCGCCGGGCCCCGCGCUUCCACCGGCCCCCCCGCUUCCACCGGCCCCCCCGCUUCCACCGGCCCCGGCCCGGGAAGGUCCGCGGUUCGGGUUCGGGACCGGGCCGGGCAGGGUCCCCGGGCCCGGGAAGGUCCGCGGUUCGGGGCCGAGCAGCUCCAGCCCCGCUCGGGCCGCGCUCGGCGGGCGGCAGCGCCGGGACCUCGCUGGGACACGAGGGGCCAGCCCGGGCCCCCGCCCGGCACCCCAGGAACAGGUGUCUGCAAUUUGCCUCUCAGUGCUAAGGGUAUGAAUGCAGGCGGUGAAGCUGGUGUUAUUGAUGGUGCAUAGGACCAGGUGUUCACAGACGAAAGGCAAGAACGAGGCAGCAAACGGCGUCUGCUCGGCGUCUCUGCUCGCAGGAGGAACGGGGACUGGGCAACAAAUGGACGGGGCUGACGGGGAAACUUUGAAGCAAAGUUUGUCUUCAGGGUUCGUUGGGAAAUACAUGGCACAGAUAUUGGCAUCAGCAUCUUGCAUCCGACUCUGCAAAAGACAUCGCUACGGGAUAACAGGGCGCUCGGUGUGUGAACGCCACGGAGAGGAGCUCAUCGCCUGCUUCGCUUUUGGCAUCCGAAGGUUUGCUUUUCUCUGUGGGGCUGUGGGAGGGAUGCGGCCGUGGUUCUGUGGGUCGCGGUUCUGUGGGUCGCGGUUCUGUGGGUCGCGGUUCUGUGGGUCGCGGUUCUGCGGGUCGCAGACCCAGGUGAAUCUGCUGCAGUGCCAGGUGCCGUUUCUCCCCGGCCGUAGGGCUUCUCAGGACCCUCCUGUGGGACACCCCGGCCCCCAGAUCCUCGGGCACAGGAGACGGCGACUCCUGGGAUCUGCUGCGAGUCCCGCCGCUGGUUCCCGCUGUGCUGUGCAGGUCCUUGCCUGUGGCCAGCGGAGAUGUGAUCAAGAUGAGGGACGUCUGUGUGUUCAUUACGCUGCCUACGCCUCCACUGACACACUUUACAUUUAAAAUACUGUUUCCAUUGAGCUGAACCAUAACCAUUGAGCGUGUGGACUUGGGGAGCUCCAUUAGCAAAUGCAAAUUGGUGGGUGCUUUGUCCUCUGUACACAGAAGUCUUGGGAAGUCAUGGUCCCCGUCUGCCCCAACUCGUUAACUGAUAAUGAAAGCUUUGCAAUGCAUGUCUCGUUAUUAACUUAUUUAUUUAAAUGCACCACCUGUAGCGAAAGAAGCAACUUUCAGCUAUAAAACUGAUGGAGAAGUGGUGUCUGCUCCGGAAACAAAGGCAGCAGCAGUAACUGGUGCACAAGGGCCUGCAGGAUGCAGAGGGUGCCCGCGGUCCAGGGGUCAGAGCAGGUAAACAAAGGUCUUUCUUUUACAAAACAACCCAAGCCAAGAGCUGUGGGUAGGAGACGCUGACCCACGGGCUAACUGAAGCGUGCAAAUAUUCGUUUAGCCACCAAGCCAACAGCUGAGGGCCUGAGGAGCUGGGACGGGCCGAGCCGGGCAGGGGCCCAGCGCCGGGAGCAGCGGCCGCCGGCUCCUCCGAGCUGCACCAGCCCGGGCGCGGAGGCGCCGGCAGGCGCGGGCAGCACCAGCUCGUACUGUAAAACCCGGGAGCAGCAGCGCCGGCGGCCGGAGCCGCCGCGGCCGCACCGGGACACGAGGAGACGCGGGUCGGGGCUUCGGCAAGAAAAGAUGCUCCUGCUUUCCAAUCUAAUUGGUAAGACAAUAGAUCACAACAAAAAUGUGACGAAUAAGGAUUCUUAAACACAACCAUUAACCGAAAUAACCGAACAGCUCUUUUUAUUCCAACUCUAUAAGAGAUAUGAAAAGAUUAAACACAAUCAAAGUCUGCAAUUCAUCUUGACUUUCCAUGAGAAUAUGCACAGAGUUAAAUUUGGGUGAGGUGUUGCUUUGUGUCUGCUCUCGCUAUUGAGGUUAAGCUUGUCCUGUACUUUUACCCUUAAGACCAAGUAAUUGGCAACUGUUAGACCAACGCUGUUAAAACUGCUGAUAAUAAAUUAUGAUAAAAUAGUUACAGGGCUAUAAACAAUGCUAAAUCUUGGCCUAAUUGGAUAAAGUGCUUUUUAACAUUGUGUGUUUUAAGUAUAAAUACAAAUGAUUAUGAUACCUUUAAAAAACAGAUUUACCAAGUUUCCUAAUAAGACAAGGUUUUACAGUAAA
Molecule: messenger RNA, 2222 nt
Organism: Columba livia (rock pigeon)
Lineage: Eukaryota; Metazoa; Chordata; Aves; Columbiformes; Columbidae
Exons: 6
Coding region: 342-1046 (234 amino acids)
Source: RefSeq, a predicted model, not a curated record